This is a messenger RNA of Wyeomyia smithii (pitcher-plant mosquito), 3086 nucleotides long. It is a transcript of the gene FIG4, whose product is annotated as polyphosphoinositide phosphatase. Lineage: Eukaryota; Metazoa; Arthropoda; Insecta; Diptera; Culicidae. Gene Ontology annotation, biological process: phosphatidylinositol dephosphorylation. The record is from RefSeq and is a predicted model, not a curated record. The transcript has 4 exons. Gene Ontology annotation, molecular function: phosphatidylinositol-3,5-bisphosphate 5-phosphatase activity. The coding region runs from base 471 to 3044 and encodes 857 amino acids. Gene Ontology annotation, cellular component: intracellular membrane-bounded organelle.
UUAGGAAAUUACACUCUUUCAGCUGAUACAUAAAAAUCAGAGCUUUAAGACCUAAUUAUCUAUGGAAAUAACGAAGAAAAAUAACUAUUUAUAACGAGUUUUCGUAUUUGCAGCAAACGAGAAAGAACACAGGUAAAAGCGAAAAACAAACGAUUUUGAAGACGGGGUUCCUUUGCUAUUAUAUCUAGAAAAAAAUGUUGUUAAUCGGCAAGAACAUUAACAAUGGACGAGAUGAUUUCGACUUUUCUUUUUGGAUUUACUCAGAGUUUGCGCUUCAGCACAUGUUUGGCUUGCGGUUUUUCAAAAUGUAGUUUCUUGUUCCGAGUUCACACUUUGUGACGGUAUUCCUAGAGAUGUCACAUCAGAGAAUGUUUAUAAACAACUUCGUACAACGAAUAAAGUUCUGUAAAUUUUAUCUGAAGUAAUUAUUAUUAUUUCUCGAGAGUUUAAACGAAAUUUAACUUGUUAUAAUGAAUUCAAAUACGAGAUUCUUUCCGUUAAUAAGCUCAAUUCAAAAAGUAGCUUUAUUCGAAACCAAAUCGAAAUUGUAUCUCGUGGGAAGUAAUAGCAAAGAAACCCGCUUUCGUCUGCUAGAAGUGGAUCGGCGGUCCGUGGAGCUAACUAUUCAUGAGGAUGCUAGCGAGCUUAAGAAAUCGGACAUUCGAAAGUUUGUCCAGUCUCGGUCCUUCAUUCGAUCAAUUAGCGCUUAUGGAGUGCUAGGUUUUGUCAAGUUUUUGGAAGGUUACUACCUGAUUCUUGUGACCAAACGUACUCGUUGUGCUUUUAUUGGCAAGCACAUAAUCUACACUAUCAAGGAUACGGCAAUGAUUCGGGUUAACGAAACAGCGGCUGGAAAACAAGUGCACCCUUUGGAACAGCGUUAUGUAAAAAUGUUCUGUAAUGUGGACUUGAAGAGCAACUUCUAUUUCAGCUACAGUUAUGACCUUACACGCAGUCUACAAUAUAACCUUUCGGCACCGAGAUUUGUCGGGUCGCAGUGUGACAUAGAGCACGAUGAGCCACUUGAGUGGAAAAACGUUACAGGUGAAAGGACCACCUAUGCCUUUCGAGGGGUAUCCCGCGAUCGGUUUGUGUGGAACGCCUAUCUGUUAAAACCGAUGGAUAUGGUUUUACACAAAGAUUGGAAGCUAGAGGUUAUACAUGGGUUCAUCAGCCAGUCUAGUAUUAGCAUUUUUGGCAGGCCAAUUUAUGUGUGCUUGAUUGCAAGGAGAAGCACACGAUUUGCCGGAACUAGAUUUUUAAAGCGCGGUGCAAAUUACUUCGGUGAUGUUGCCAAUGAAGUUGAAACAGAGCAAAUCGUACUAGACGGUACUCGCAUGUGCAGUUACACUCAGUUGCGUGGAUCUGUCCCAUCGCACUGGUCACAAGAUGUGAGCAAAAUGGUUCCCAAACCACAGAUAGCUCUAGACUUGUCCGACCCGUAUGGAGAAACGUCAGGCAAACAUUAUGAGCGGCUAAUGUUUCAUUAUGGAGCACCAAUCAUUAUUCUGAAUUUAGUGAAGAAGCGCGAAAAAAGGCGCCACGAAAGCGUAUUGAGCGAUGAAAUGGUCGGGAGCGUGGACUAUCUCAAUCAAUUUCUUCCACCGCACUUCCGUAUCAGGUACAUUGAUUUUGACAUGGCAAGGAAAAGUCGUGGUACAGGAAAAGUGAUGGAAAGUUUGGCUAAAUAUGCGGAGAGCGUAAUUCAACAAACGGGCAUGUUUUUCCUGGACGAAGAAAUGACUACUCAGCAAACGGGGCUCGUACGUACUAAUUGUGUAGAUUGUUUAGACCGUACAAAUACUGCGCAGUUUGCAAUUGGCAAAUGUGCAUUAGCUUAUCAGUUGUACGAGUUAGGGUUUUUGAAGGAAAGAAAGCUCGAGUUUGAAUCUGAUUGUGUGACCAUGCUGGAGAAUUUAUAUGAGGACCAUGGUGAUACACUUGCUCUUCAAUAUGGUGGCUCUCAACUUGUGCAUCGAAUAAAAACGUAUCGGAAAACGGCAGCCUGGGCCUCCCAAGGAAACGAUAUUAUACAAACAUUAAGUCGAUACUGUAGCAACACUUUCAGUGAUACUGAAAAACAACACAGCAUCAAUCUCUUUCUGGGUUACUACAUUCCAUCAGAAUCGGAAGUUACGAAAUCAACCCACAUUUGGGAUUUGGAAACCGAUUUCUAUAUCCACAACUCGCGUUUUGAUGUGAUCCGGAAAAUUUCACCGAUACCGUUAACGCAAUGGGUUCGACGAUUCGUCAUGAAACAGCUCCCAUACUCAACUAGCGACAACAAUCGAGUUGUCAACGAGCUGAUCAAAAUUCACUCAACUGAUGCUGAAAUAAUUGAUUACUAUUCAAACUUUUACUAUGAUUUUAAGCUGACAUCCUUCGAAGAAAAUAUUGCAUUUCAGCUAAGCCAUUUGGCUCGCAACUUUGUGCCCACCUUCCGUACCAAUUACAGUCCUUUCGAACCGACCCGGCGUCGAGAAACAGCGGCCAUAAAAAAUCCCUCACUGAGCGGACAAUCGUCCACCAGCUCUACUAACAGCUCAUCUUCUAGUUUGGAUGAUGAUUCAGACUCGGAGGACGAUGACCGGAGCAUUCGCAAUACGGCAGCCAAUAGUAGCGCCAACAGCAGCCGAGCCGAGGAUCCUGUUACAAUUAACAGUAUGUUUCCAAUGACGGUAGACGUCUAUGGUUUCGAAAUCCAUACUCCAAAAAAGGCUGACAUGAUUAAGUAUCAGAAAUACGUUCACAUGAAUCGAAUCUGUAAUCCUCAGUUGUAUGCUGGUGUGAAACCAGAACAGCAUUAUCAGCUUCAUACAAACAUUCACACUCAGUCUCAACCCGGAGGAAUUGUUUUACAAAAUAAUGAAAUUUGUUUCAACAACGACGAGAGACUUACGAAGACGUCAGAGAAUAUCUCAAUGCCGACGGUUAGUGCCGAAAGUGUAGCUAUUUAUGAAAACUAUUGUUAUACGCAGCAACGCAUCAUGCAGCAGACUGAGAUCGAUCCCAUUAUUUUGAAAUAUGUGCAAACUUACGCUUAAUGGUCUGCAAUAAUUGCUUAAAUAAAUUGCUAAUUGCAAUAA